UUUAGACAAUGGCGCUUUUAUAUCACAGGUACAAAACUUUGCGCCUCUAAGUUGUCCAGUUAAUCAGUCUAAACUCUCAAUUUCGAAGAUCAUUUGCUGGGAAAUAGCGAGUUUCAUCAUAGAAAACUAGAACUUUGAUUUGGUGAUUGAUAAUACAUUAUAAAAUAUCUUAAAUUUAGGUUUACAAAUGGAUAGGUACGUAAUGCGCGAAAACGAAACCAAGCAAGAGCCGACUUAUUUUCAGUUUACUCAUCAUGGACUGAGUAAAUCCUACACCGGUUUCGGAAAUGCGUGUUUUAAUGGUCUUUAGUGAGAAUUUGAACUCAUCUCAAAACUGAUUUCCUUUGAAAUAAUCAUGGAAAAAUUAAACUGCAAAUCGUGCGAUAUUCAUUUGAAGUUACCAAACAGUCUGAAGAAGCUGAGGAUAAUGGAAUUGAAACUGGAUACAGACCCAAGCAUAUCAUACAUACAGGGAAAAGUGAAGGAGAGAUCAGCACUCCAUAAGAACAAGUGGUGUGAUUACAUGAAAGUGUGUCUUCAAGGUGAUAAAGAUGAUGCGUUAAGUCAAAUCAUGGUUUUUGUGACUGGCUCCAUUGCUAAAGAAAUGGAUGUUAUACAAAAAGAUUACACCCUGGUGUUGACUGGGUUUAAGAUAGAGGGGAACUCUCGUAUCCAGUCAUCAUCACAUCCAUGUCAGCUGGUGGUGGAUGAGGAUAUGACCACUCCAAAGGUUUGGUAUAUUGAACCCGAACCAGGCUUGGUGAAUUCCCAGGAACCAUCCACUUCUGUCACUGUGAAUGGUCAGAACUCAAGGGUCAAUGUGCCUGAUGGACUGACAUCAAGUACAACUAAGGCUGUGCAGUCUAAAAAGACAGAUGCUACUAAGAAGGUCUACAGUUACUCCCAGCUCAGCUCUCUAAAGCCUAAUACAGUCGUGGAUAUCUAUGGAGUGGUCAAGUUCUUUAAAGCCCCGAGUAAAACGAGGGGAAGUGAUUACAGUAUGCUGGUGACCUUGGUUGACCCCAGUCUGUGUGAAGCAGGUGCAGACAAGAAGCUCAAAUGUCUGCUGUUCCAUCGGGAUCAGGCCCAGCUUCCUUCAGUAGAUGUUGGGGACAUCAUUCGCUUCCAUAGACUUAAGGUAUCUAUGUACAAUGGAGCCCCACAAGGCCAGAACAGCCCUGGGUUUUCCUGGUUGUGUGUCAGCGGUGUAGCAAGUGAUCCCAUUGAACCGAAGGCUUCCUCCAACAAUUAUUCCUUCACUGAGAGAGAUACAGAAAAGAUCGAGGAGCUGAGGUGUUGGCAGGAAAAGGAUCAGACAAAGUGGAGUCAGGAGGAAAAAACGAGAAACAAACAGAUUGAGGACAUCGUUCCAGGAAUAUACUUAGAUCUAAUAUGUCAGGUGAUUUCCGUACAAGUUGUGGAUGACACGUGUGUGACGUUCAGGGUCUGGGAUGGUACAAAGACCAUCUAUAUGGUUAGGGAAAUGGAGGCUGACCCUAACACUCACGUUAGAAGAACUGAUAAACAACUGGAUUCCAGGGUGAAGGACUUGGCUGUGGAGGUUGCCCUCUAUGAUGAUCAUAGUGUCUCGGCAGUUAACAUACAGCCAGGGCAGUUCAUCAAACUAUGCAAUCUUCAUGCAGCCAUUUUAAAAAACACGCCAGCAAGGGACAACAUGUCGGCCCUGCCUACCCUUGAACUUGUCCUCCAUAGAGGCACUUCGUUUGGACGGGGGCUAAAAUUCAUGGAGGCGGAGUCACAAGAUGUCUUGACAUUGAUUGAUACCUUAGACAGAUUAGCUCCGCCCAUUGGUGAUGACUUGGAUGAUUGCGAGGCUAUGGAUCUGUUUGAGGGGUCGAUGAAAGAGUCCGAUUCAAACAGUGGGGCAGUAGAGGUACAGAGUAUUCAGGAAAGUACUGUGAAUAGUUCCACCCAACAGGACAAUAACAACAGGAAAAGGACAGGGGACGCCGAGAAUGACCUUCAGAAUGGUUCUGUUAGCAAACGGAUGAGGUCAAGUUCUGUAGGAGGAAAUGUCCCACAAAAUUGUGACCAAUCAGCAUUUGAUAUUACAUCCGACCAAUCAGCUCUAGAAUUAUCAUGUGACACCUCUCGUAACCAAUCGGCUUCUCCGGAAAUUAUUGACAGAUGUAUGUUACAGACAGAGACAGUGGUUCUGAACCACCCCCACGUCAAGGUGACCAGUAUAAAGGAUAUCCAGUCACACUCUGUUCCGUACAAGUUCCGAAUUCUGGGUCGAAUUGAGGAGUAUCACCCUCAUCCUGUCCAGACGCCCGAGGAUCUGGUCAGACUCUACUGUCCACAGUGUCACUGUCUUAUUUCGCUGCCCAAGAUAGACAGCAACUACAACGAAGAACCAACAUCAACUACAAGCAGCUGUGAUCCCGAGAUGGAAGUGAGCCAUGUACAGGCAGGGAUACCGUACUACAGAUGUCCAACGUGCAAACACCAUCCUAAGGGCGAGCCUGUGGACCUGAUCUACACAUUCCUGUUGAGAUUGUUGAUCCGAGAUGAUACAGGAUGGAUACAGGCUAAUCUUUGGAGAGAUGAAGCGGUUGUAUUUUUCAAAGACAUAGACCCAAGAGAUGUGGUAUCGAGCCAAAAAAUCUUCCGAGAUGUCUGUGACCAGUUGGACAAGAUUUGUCUAUCUAGUGGCAGAAAGAAACCUCUAGUUGAGUGUGGAGUGAUGUCCUUCAGCAGUGGGAAGGGAACUGGAUAUCACAUUUUUGACACAUGUGUUGCUUAGCAACAUUCAUUGUUUUUAAGGACAGUGGAACUAGAAUGAUCAUUUAAGAAAUUAAUCAGGAAUCAGACAGAAAUGUUUUAUUAUUAUUAUUAUAAAGAGAUUAGAAUGUUCUUCCAUACAGUACGAAGUAAUGGAUACACUAUCUGUAAAUUUGACUUUGUAUCAACAGAUAACUAAAAUAAAAGUUGAAUGUUUUC
Molecule: messenger RNA, 2964 nt
Organism: Mizuhopecten yessoensis (Yesso scallop)
Lineage: Eukaryota; Metazoa; Mollusca; Bivalvia; Pectinida; Pectinidae
Product: protection of telomeres protein 1-like
Exons: 18
Coding region: 356-2767 (803 amino acids)
Biological process (GO): telomere capping; regulation of telomere maintenance via telomerase
Cellular component (GO): nuclear telomere cap complex; chromosome, telomeric region
Molecular function (GO): telomerase inhibitor activity; G-rich strand telomeric DNA binding
Source: RefSeq, a predicted model, not a curated record